CUUUUUUUCUUUUCGUUUUUCCAAGUUACUUAGGGUACAGAGAAAAAGCCAAUACUUGUAUUAUGUGUUAUUUUCAAAAUCAAAGACUUGAUUUACCACAAAUACAGCUGCAUUUUAUCGGUAUCCAACUUUAAGUAUGACGAAAUACUGAAGAAACAGGUUGUUCAACUUGAACUAUGCGCGUAGUUAACUCUCCAAACCAGACGCUGUUGAGGGUGCAAAAUCGGCCAAGCUCUCUAAACCAAGCUUGUCUCUUGUCAAACUACGUUUACACAGUACAUUUUCGUCGCGGUCCGCUGCUGAAUUUGACCCUGUUUCAAAGCAAAAGGUGCUGUAAGUAAGUGUUAUGUAAGUCCUUAAUAAAUCUAUUAACGAUAGAUGUAAUAAUAAUAAAUGGAGUGAUGUUAAUCGUAUAAUUAUCCAAAGAACAUUUUUCAUUUAUUUCACUGUAUUCUAAUAGUCAGAAGUAGACAGAGCGUAAAGUUUAGUUUAGUGAUCUGAAGAGUAUUGUUGGGCCUAAAGUGACCACUACUGACAGAAUAUUCAAGCAUUCUAGCCUUGUACAACACGCGACCCACAGCGUCCACUGUCUGAAUAUACUAAGCUAGAAAUCUUAUGAAGUUUUGUCUCAGAUGUGUUACAGAAUGAUUAGAACAAAGAAGUUGUUGUUAGUGUUACUUUGUGGACUGGUCACUUUAGUGGUCAUCCAGUGGAGCCUGGACAGGUUGUUUUCCGAGGAUCGAUCCUCGACAUUGGAUAAUAAAGGAAAAUUAGAAGAAAUAAAAAAAUAUGUAUUUCAACAAAACAGCUAUGAUUACCCAACAAGUGGUCUGUCUGAACUCUGGCAUGCCGAAAACACGAAGAAGAAAAAGAAGAUUGGAAAGUUCGUAAAUUUUCUGCCUACGAACACAAAAAUUUCACCUCCUAAUAAUCGAACUUUUAUCAAACAGAAAACGCUAUCGGAGUCAAAGAAGAACAUCAAACAAGUUUAUAAUAAUACGAAACAAAAUAAGUCCUUUUAUCCUCUUACAAGAAAGAAAACUGGCUUCAAAAUUUCACCAACUGGGAUGACCAUAAAAAUAGCAGAAUCAGAACCAGUAAUUAGACACAGCACAUCGCGUGAUGUACCAAGUAAUCAGACACUUUCGAUGGUAAAACCCGUCCACAAUCAAAAACUUAAAAGAAAAGAAUCCAUACCUAAAGAAUUCACCCCGGAUACAUUCAAGUCAGCAAGUACACUUUCUUUACCAUCUAACAAGAAAACAACAUUAGGACUAAACCAAACUUCUAUUAAUAACAAAUUAUCUGAUAAAAAACAUGGGAAAAAAAUCCUAAUUGCUACGUAUUUCCGGUCAGGAUCUACCUUCUUGGGUGACAUUCUUCAGCAAAACCCAAAGACUUUCUAUCAUUUUGAGCCUUUGCAUUAUAUGACGUAUGGGGAACGCAUCUCUAGUGAUAAAGAACACGAAGCUUUAGAGCAAAUAAAAAAGCUCUUUAACUGUGAUUUUUCCAAAAAAUAUUUAGACUGGGUAAUAAAACAAAAAAACCAAUUUCUGUUCCGAAGGAACCAGUAUCUAUGGUCGUCUUGUCGAGUUCGGUCUACUGCCUGUUUCUUUCAGAACUUUGUGGAAUCAGUCUGCAAAAGGUCUCGGAUUCAAGUGAUGAAAGUGACACGACUGUCCAUGCAACAAAUAAAACAUUUUGUUCAAAAUAAUCCCGACCUACAAGUUCAAGUUGUUUAUCUCGUGCGUGAUCCUCGUGGGAUAUUUAACUCUAGAAAUACUCUGAAUUGGUGUCAGAAUUCCAGCUGUUCAAACUAUACACAGCUCUGUCGAGAAAUGGCUCAAGAUGUCCAGGUGUUUGAAGCACUUCAUCAGGAGCAACCUCACAAAUUCACUCUUAUUCGGUACGAAGAUCUCGCACUGAACCCCGAGAAAAAAACUAAGAAUAUUUUCCAGAAUUUAGGCCUCUCCUACCUAAAGAGUACGGGGAGGUUUCUGGAAUAUCAUACCCACACAAACAAGAUAGAAACAGAUGCUUAUUCUACUAGAAGAAAUUCUUCCAGUACUGCAUUUCAGUGGCUUCAUCGUCUCAAUUCUACACAGAUCCAACACAUUGAAGAAUCUUGUGUUGACGUAUUUAAUCAUCUAGGAUACAGCACCAUGUAUUAUCCUCAGAAGCUGAAACUACUGAACGAUUCUUCUCCUCUUCAGCAGCUUAGUUUUCACUGAAAUAACCUAACCUGAAUCACGUGGUUAAAACAGAACAAAGAGAGGCAUCUUUCUUCAGUGGUUAUUUUUUUAACUACUACUUUCACCUGGUGUCUUCCUUGUCAAAGACUGUAUACUUAACCACUCUUUUCUCCUUGUUUAACCACUCCUUUCUUCUAGAGACAUCCUCAUUACUGAUUAUUUGUCGUAUCAGUUUUUUUUCCCUUUAUAUCUAAUAUCUCAGGAAUUCAUAAGGAUAAAUUCUGGGCUUUAGAAUCAAUAUCGGUAUCCAUUCUCAGCCUUAAGGAAUCCACCUAAGAUUCUCCAGUUUAUAUUCCUAGCAUUAAAGGCCUAAAUGCAUGUUUCAUAUGUACAGUUUGUGUGUGUGUUUCACGAUUAAAACAUGUCUAAAAAUAGGUAUCUCAUAUCUGAUUUAUUUAUACAUGCAUAUAUACAUAUACUUGUAUAGUUUCUCUUUAUUAAUAUAUAUCUUCUUCAUGUGUGAAUAUUGGUUAAAAACAAGCAAAAAUGUUCAAUUUUUUUUCAUCAGUGUACUGAAAUGAAAGUUUCGCUGUUUAAACCCUUUUUGAAUUUAUGUAAAUUAUAAAAAAUACGACAUUAAAAUAAAGAGUUAAAGGAAAGUCAUUUACGAUAAGUAGAUGUAUUGUUUCAAGUUACAGUUAGCAGAAGUAUUGUCUUAAGUUUCAAAUGCGAUAGAGAUUUACAGUAAUUUUUAUACAACAUUUCAAUGUUUUACACGUGUCCCUUAAAGCAUAUAGAACAUUGCAAUGUGUUACACAUGUUUGUAAUUUAUGUAAAACGUUUCUGUACGUUGCGUGUGUUUAUGUAUAUCUAGAAUAUGUCUAUGGGUUACACACGUGUGUAAGGUAUAAUGUAGAAUAAUUCUGUGUUACACAUGUGUAAGGUGUAUACAAUGUUUUCGUGUUACACAUUACGUUAAAGUAUAUAGAUCAUUUCAGUUCGAUCCAUAUAUUGGUUGUAUCGACUAUUACAUUUUCCAUGUGGUUUAUAUAUAUAAAUAUAAUUUUUUCUGUUUCAUCUAAGAGAAAAAAGACGGUCGAAUUUUACAUAGUUGGUUAACCAUUUCUAUAAUAGCUUUUGACCACAAAUAUCUUAAUCAAAGAAGCUACUGGUAUUUGA
This is a messenger RNA of Limulus polyphemus (Atlantic horseshoe crab), 3371 nucleotides long. RefSeq names its product carbohydrate sulfotransferase 1-like. NCBI's taxonomy places the organism in Eukaryota, Metazoa, Arthropoda, Merostomata, Xiphosura, Limulidae. The record is from RefSeq and is a predicted model, not a curated record. Bases 633 to 2231 code for a protein of 532 amino acids. Gene Ontology annotation, molecular function: N-acetylglucosamine 6-O-sulfotransferase activity. The transcript has 3 exons. Gene Ontology annotation, biological process: N-acetylglucosamine metabolic process; sulfur compound metabolic process.